This is a messenger RNA of Dimorphilus gyrociliatus, 837 nucleotides long. The record is from the annotation of a GenBank genome assembly. Lineage: Eukaryota; Metazoa; Annelida; Polychaeta; Dinophilidae.
ACUAGUCGUUUCAAGAUGGCGCUUUUCGAUAGUUCACCAUCUACACGGCAUGAGAAAAGCUUGGGUUUAUUGACUGUAAAGUUUGUUCGUUUGCUCCAAAGCUCCGCGAAUGGCCACUUAGACUUGAAACGCGCCGCAGAGUUACUGGAAGUUCGUCAAAAGAGAAGAAUAUACGACAUAACAAACGUUUUGGAGGGAAUUGGCUUAAUUGAGAAAAAGUCAAAGAAUGCAAUUCAAUGGAAAGGGGCAACGGGCAGUUCUGCAGAACUCACGUCGGAAAUAUCAGUGCUUCGUUCCGAAUUGGAGGAUCUAGAACGACAAGAGCGCAUGCUUCAGGGUUUCAUUCAUUCAGCAACCGUUAGCAUUCAAAACAUGACAGAUGACGAAACGAACAAAACAUUUGCCUACGCUACACAUAAUGAUAUUUGUCGUAGUUUUGAAGAGAAAACAAUUUUUGCUGUACAGGCACCAACAGGAACAGAAUUACAGGUCCCGCCGCCGAUGUGCCCAAUAAAAUAUGGUGAAAAAUAUUCGUUUAAAAUGCAUCUCAAGUCACGAAAAGGGCCAAUAUACACAUUUCUCUUAAAUAAUCAAGUGGAUACGGAAAUGAAUCCACCGCCUGCUAAAAUGGCCAAAAAGUCAACUCAAACAAGUGAGGAUGUGGAAGCAGAAGAGAAUAAACAGGUGGUGGAUAGCGAAGUCGCUGACUUAUUGAAAAAAAAUGAUCUUUUAUAUCUGACCUCGCCAAUGGAACGAUUGAGUCCUCCUGCAUCUGACAGAGAGUAUCAGAGAUCUUUAGAUAAUAACGAAGGAGUUGGGAAUUUGUUUGAUUUUUGA